UCCAGCCAGUAGACGUUUGACCGUUCGAAAAGCAACAAGUUCGCCAGAGCAAAGCACGGUGCGCUGCACUGCACCAUCGUGAACCGGUUUAUUGUUAUUAUUCGUCGUUUCCUUUUACUUUCGUGUUUUUGUGAAUAUUUCUCUAUUGGAUGAUACUACAUACGCACCACGUACGACCUAUCACGACACUCCCGAGGGCAGAUUCGCACUUAGUCACUACUGGUGGUUGAACUACUGCAGUUCGCCCGAUUAAACAUUCAUUUAUCCAAGAAGUGUACAUAGUCUGCUUGUUAUCACAUUAUCACCCAACUAAUGGACACGCUGAGCAAAGAUGUGGGCUUCCGUACCGAGUCGGACACCUUUGGGGAGCUGAAGGUGCCCAACGACAAGUAUUAUGGCGCCCAGACGGUGCGUUCGACGAUGAACUUCCCCAUCGGAGGCCCCACCGAGCGGAUGCCGCAACCAGUCAUCACUGCCAUGGGCAUCCUCAAGAAGGCUGCUGCCCUGGUAAACAAAGAGUACGGACUAGACCCUAAGAUUGCCGAUGCCAUCUCCCUGGCCGCCGACGAUGUCAUCUCCGGAAAGCUGUACGACGACCAUUUCCCGCUGGUCAUCUGGCAAACCGGUUCCGGUACCCAGAGUAACAUGAACGUCAACGAAGUUAUCAGCAACCGGGCGAUCGAGCUGCUCGGCGGAACCCUCGGGUCGAAGGCCCCGGUGCACCCGAACGACCACGUCAACAAAUCGCAAUCCUCGAACGAUACCUUCCCCACGGCCAUCCACAUCUCGGUGGCCCGGGAACUGACCGGAAACCUGAAGCCAGCCAUCCAGACCCUCCACGACGCCCUGAAGGCCAAGUCCAACGAGUUCAAGGACAUCAUCAAGAUUGGCCGCACGCACACGCAAGAUGCCGUUCCACUCACCCUGGGACAGGAAUUCAGCGGAUAUGUCCAGCAGAUGGAAUUCGCCCUGCAGCGAAUCGAAUCCGUGCUGCCCCGUGUGUACAUGCUGGCUCUCGGUGGAACCGCCGUCGGAACUGGUCUGAACACCCGCAUCGGAUUCGCCGAAAAGUGCGCUGCCAAGAUUUCCGAACUGACCGGCCUUCCGUUCAUCACUGCCCCGAACAAGUUCGAAGCGCUGGCCGCUCGUGACGCCAUGGUGGAAGUUUCCGGCUGCCUGAACACCAUCGCCGUCAGCUGUAUGAAGAUUGCCAACGACAUUCGGUUCCUGGGAUCGGGUCCCCGAUGCGGUCUGGGAGAGCUGAGCCUGCCGGAAAACGAACCCGGAAGCUCGAUCAUGCCCGGCAAGGUGAAUCCCACUCAGUGCGAAGCCAUGACGAUGGUCUGCGCUCAGGUCAUGGGUAACAACGUGGCGGUUACCGUCGGUGGAUCGAAUGGACACUUUGAACUGAACGUGUUCAAACCGCUGGUGGUGUCCAAUGUGCUGCGAUCGAUUCGGUUGUUGUCCGACAGUGCCCGCACCUUCAGCAAGAACUGCGUCGUCGGCAUCGAAGCCAAUCGGGCCAAUAUCGAUAAGAUCAUGAACGAAUCUCUGAUGUUGGUAACGGCGCUGAAUCCGCACAUUGGCUACGACAAGGCGGCCAAGAUUGCCAAGACGGCCCACAAGGAGGGAACCACGCUCAAGCAGGCCGCCCUCAAGCUGGGCUACCUGACCGAGGAGCAGUUCAACGAGUGGGUCCGCCCGGAGAACAUGCUGGGACCGAAGUAAAGAGGGAACCGCGGUGAGUUGACUUACCUCAGUUUUUUUUUUUAUUUGCCUUUGUUUAAUUGUAUUUCGGUGCGAUCGUUGUGCUGCACAGCGAUCAUGAAUGUCUUAUCAUAAAGCGAACAUCAUAUUUCAA
Messenger RNA from Aedes albopictus (Asian tiger mosquito), 1861 nucleotides. Its product is annotated as fumarate hydratase, mitochondrial. The record is from RefSeq and is a predicted model, not a curated record. NCBI's taxonomy places the organism in Eukaryota, Metazoa, Arthropoda, Insecta, Diptera, Culicidae. Gene Ontology annotation, cellular component: mitochondrion; tricarboxylic acid cycle heteromeric enzyme complex. Gene Ontology annotation, biological process: fumarate metabolic process; tricarboxylic acid cycle; malate metabolic process. The transcript is spliced from 4 exons. The coding region runs from base 313 to 1728 and encodes 471 amino acids. Gene Ontology annotation, molecular function: fumarate hydratase activity.